ACAAACUACAAACUCUCCCAUCAUGCUUUGUUCUGUUGUGACGUCAGGUCAGCUGACCCUUGCUGUUCGCUGGAGGAAGAUGUCGGUGACGACCUACCAAAAGAUGAAGGCCGGUUUUACCUUGGGGUUUGCUCUCUGCUGUCUUUUCUCAGCAGGUGUUAGUGGGGACAGCUUCACAGUCCUUCAGGCUCCGGAGUUUGUGUCUUUUCAGAAAGGCGACUGGCCAGUUUCUGGAGAGAAAGUCCCUGAUGUGGUGGCUCUGACUAUGGGCUUCUCUGUCCAAGAGGAUCUGAUGUGGCCUGGCCUCCAGGCUGGUCCAUUGUUCCAGCGUCCCCGGGCCAAUGUGUUAGUGGUGGUCAGAGGAAUCGACAGCCUGUCUCUGCCUCAGGCUGUGGCCUCUUACCCCCUGGAAAAUCCAGUACCCUUCACUCUGGAUGGUGUUGCAGAGACGGUCCACUCUUUGUUUUCUGAGUACACGCCUGUGGUGCUACAACUGGCUCCAAGUGAGGAGCGCCUGUACAUGCUUGGCAAGGCCAAUGCUGUGUUUGAGGACCUUCCAGUGACCUUACAGCAGAUCCGUGCUCGCCUGUCCCAGGAUGGCUCUGUGCUGACUUCUCUUCCCCUCAACUCUCUUAGCAGAAAUUCUGAAGCUGAUUUACUCUUCCUGUCUGAGGUUCAAGUAUUGCAUGAUAUCACCGCUCUGCUCCAGAGGCACAGACAUUUGGCCAAGGACUUCUCCCCUGACCUGUACUCUCUGGAGCUGUCUGGCUUGGAGGAGCUAAGUCGUCUUUACGGCAAUGACUCUCCUCAGUACCGCGAUGCAACAGCCAUUCUUGCUUCUGUGCUCCAGAAGUUUGGAGAGGACAUGUAUCGACUCUAUGGCAACAGGGCUAUGGUGGAGGUUGUUACUGUCAAAACAUUUGAAGCUCCUUUGACCAGAAAGUCUCGUUCAAUCCUGGAAUCUAAACAGAUUAGUAACCCGGGCAGUCCUUACAACCUGGCCUACAAGUACAACUUUCAGUACGCUGUGAUCUUCAACAUCGUGCUCUGGUUGAUGAUCGCUCUGGCCCUGGCCGUCAUCGUCAUUUCUUACAACCUGUGGAACAUGGACCCAGGAUAUGACAGCAUCAUCUACAGGAUGACCAAUCAGAAGAUCAGGAUGGACUAGGUUCUGCUGUCACCACACCCUGCUGCUUCCUUAGAUUUCUCUAGUGAAUAUUUGUUUGUGUGAGGUCCUGUGUAGUAAAAAAAGACAAAAUAAAAACCCGUCUGUGACAGUUUGACCAGAGGAAGAGCACAACUAUGAAUAAUCUUUGAGUGUACAGCACUGAUAUCAAAAAAUGUUGACAUGAAAUGAUACCAGAAUACAUUUUGUCCGCAUUAAAUUAGUGGCCCUUAAGCUGGUCUGGAGCAAUGAUAUCCCCUGGAGAGUACACUGAACAAAUUUUUCCUUCCUCCUUUCAGCUUCACGGCUCAAAUCAUUCCUUUAAUUUCUAACAUUUUCCUCCUUGGUGAUUGCAAGUGUAUUUUUUUUAUUGUAAAAAAUGUGUUAUGAAUGAAGUUAGAUUUGUCUGGUUUCUUUGUUGCUGCUGUAAAAGGUUUAAGUUAAAGAAAAGUCUGUGUAUAUACUGAAUAUAGAAAUGUAUGAGAAUCUAUCGUCUGGUUUUGGUGUGCUUCUCCAAACAGCAGGUAUUUGUUAAAUUGUAUAAAAACCUGACCCUGAUAUUUGCCAUUAAAAAGGAAAUGGUAUGAAAAAAGCUCUAAACUGCAAUAAAUGCUUAACAAUAAAUUAUUACAUGUA
This is a messenger RNA of Girardinichthys multiradiatus, 1801 nucleotides long. RefSeq names its product ATPase H+ transporting accessory protein 2 (gene atp6ap2). Gene Ontology annotation, cellular component: membrane; external side of plasma membrane. NCBI's taxonomy places the organism in Eukaryota, Metazoa, Chordata, Actinopteri, Cyprinodontiformes, Goodeidae. Gene Ontology annotation, molecular function: signaling receptor activity. Bases 23 to 1168 code for a protein of 381 amino acids. The record is from RefSeq and is a predicted model, not a curated record. Gene Ontology annotation, biological process: positive regulation of Wnt signaling pathway. The transcript is spliced from 9 exons.